AUGGGAUCAAUCAGGUACAUCGUAAACAUCCCCAAAAAAACAUACACAGGAAUAAAAAAGAGUGUGAGGUAUGUAGCCAGGAAGACCUCAAAGACAGUCAAAAAAAUAGUGAAAAAAAGAAAGCCCACUAAAAAAUCAGCAGAAUGUGCAUCUGAUGAGCCAGAAUCUUUCAAAAUACAGAACACCAAGGAAGAAAAGAACAUUCCACAGAACAUCAGUAGCUUAGGAGAGGUGAGCGCAGUGAAUGCAUCGCAGAGUGAAGCACUACAAGCCAAUGAAACUACCGAAGUAUCAGAUAUAGUGCCAGCAGAGACCGAACAAGUUAGAGCUGCAGAGCAGUCAGGAGAGCUAGUGGAUGCAGCCCAGCCAGAAGAACCAGCAGUCAAGGCAGUAGAUGCAACUCAUUCUGAAAGUGUAGACGAAAUUCGCAUAGAAGCAGAAAUAGCAGAAGGCUCAGAACAACAAACAAUGGAAAAACAUCCAAAUGGAGCACAAGUCCAAAUACAGCAAGAAACAGUUCGAGUUUUUGUUCCAAGGAAAAGCGAUAUCUGCAUUUUACUGAAGAGCGUAAGGCGAGCAAUAAGACACGCCAAUCCAAGAACUCUGGACGUCUUUGCUCCCAUUGUUCUCCUGUUUACAAUAAAAAGCAACAACAUAGAAAUGUCGGAGCACAUGAAAAUGGCAGAACAAAACUACCACAAGGCAGUCAAUGCGGACAACAACAGUGCUACAAGGCAGAUAAACAGCACAAGAUCACACACACUGCUUAUGAGUGCAAUAGAAGCUGACGACUACAUAAAACUGUGGAUGAACAACUGGAUUGAGUUUGGGUGGUGCUAUGAUGCUCUGUGCAUGAGUGUGAUGGAGUCAAUGCCAAAAGAUGAUAAUGUAAUGAGAAAUAGGGCAGGCAUAAUGCUGUAUGCAGCCGUGCUAAACCAAAUAAGAGAACACACUAUAUCUGAGCUAAGGAGACUGGAUGACGACACAGAAGAAAUAGUUAUUACCAAGACUGUCAUUGUUGAUGCCAAGGUAAACAAUAAUGAUGAUGUUUCUAUUGGCACUGAUGAAGCACCAGUUGAUACUGAUGUAUUAGCUAAGAGUGAAGUGUUAGCUGAUGCUGUAGCUAAUGAAGUGUCUGAAGCAGUAGUUGAGACCAAAGUAGUAGCUAUUGAUGUGGUUGAGCUAAUCAAUACUGAAGUAGCAGCUGAAGAUAAGACAGUUAGUGAAGUAGCUGAGAUAGAAGUUGAUGCACCAAAUGAUAAUCCUAUUAGUACUGUAGUUUCUGAGGAAAUAGUUAUUGAUCUUAGUAAGGAUCUCGUCAAUAAUGAAGAAGUAUCUAAGAACGAAAUAGAUAAGAAUGAAUCAGAAAUAGUCCAUAGAUUAGCUAGAAGAGAGCGAAGAAGCUGCAUAGAGCCAGAAGAAAAAGCAGAAAAGGCUGAAGAACAGCCCGCAGAUAAAUUAGCAGAAAAAUCAGGAAAAAAAGCCUCAGAGCCUGCAGCAAUAGAUGCAUUUAACUUACCAGAGAUAUCAGCUGAUGAAAUAAUGCGCAGACAAAGAAGCAUGAAAAAAGAAGGAAAAGAACAGAAACAGCCCAGCACAGGGACCUCAAAAAAGCUGCAGAGAUACGCUGCAAAGAAAUUAAGAAAUAGAAACAGAAACAGAAAUUAA
This is a messenger RNA of Nematocida minor, 1668 nucleotides long. RefSeq lists its product as uncharacterized. The coding region runs from base 1 to 1668 and encodes 555 amino acids. The record is from RefSeq and is a predicted model, not a curated record. The transcript has a single exon. Lineage: Eukaryota; Fungi; Microsporidia.